Molecule: messenger RNA, 2457 nt
Organism: Xylona heveae TC161
Lineage: Eukaryota; Fungi; Ascomycota; Xylonomycetes; Xylonales; Xylonaceae
Exons: 4
Coding region: 1-2457 (818 amino acids)
Biological process (GO): vesicle-mediated transport
Cellular component (GO): intracellular membrane-bounded organelle; Mon1-Ccz1 complex
Source: RefSeq, a predicted model, not a curated record
AUGUCUGAACCACCUGUCUUUACAGGGAAGAUAGUCCCUGCAAAAUUAGCGUUCCUUACAAUAUACAAUCCUUCCAUCAGCCUCAAGGAUGAAACGCUCAAAGAUCAAAUAAUUUUCUAUUACUCCUCCGCCAGCAAGGCUCGGCGGAGAGCUGCGGCCACCCAAGGACCGGGAAAUGUCGACAAUGAGGAAGAAAAUGAGAGAAUGCGCCAAGUUGGACUAGCCCAAGGCAUGGUUGAGUUUGCAAGGGGCUUCUCUGGAGGAGAGCCAGUCGAUUCCAUCGAGACAGAAAAGUCACGUAUAGUACUAUACGAGCUGGAACGUGACUGGUGGAUACUUGCUUCAAUCGAUUUAACCAGACUUCCCGCCAUCGGCCACGGAAAAUCUGCAACAAGUGGGACUUCGACGCCCCCCGCUCCCGAAGUAGAAUUCUCUUCAAGAGAGGUGUCUCCGCCAGCCCUUCUGAUUCAGCAACUCAUCAGAGCCCAUGGCAUCUUCCUACUACAUCAUGGUCCGUCAUUAAAUGAAAUCUACAUGCGCUUAAGCAAAUCCAGGUUCUGCAGUAUCUUGGAUCGUUUCUGGUCAUUUUUCGCCAAGGAAUGGGACGUGCUUCUGAAUGGAAACCCGGCAGCGGAUAUCUUCGGUGGCUUGAAGCUUGCUGCCGGGGGCGAGCUGGGGAUCGGUGUUGGUGAAGAAGACUGGGGAAGUGGCGAGCGGGAGGUUCUGGAAGGCUUGGUUGAUGGCACAGAAGGCUUGAUUGAUCUUGUUGUAUCAAGAUUUGGCGAACCACCUGCUAAUACCGCCGAGUCAUCCAUCAAUCAGCCUUCAUCAGCAGAGAAUGAUGACCCAGAAUCCGGGCAACAAUGGCCCUACGCCGGCGUGUCACCUAACCAGGCUGACGGGAUCAUCUUCUCUGGUCUGGGCGCAAUCUCGCGCUCCUCGUUGAAAUCGGUUACCGAUUGGAUGGAGUUGCUCUACACGUAUGGCGAGGAUGCCUAUGGAGUCAAAGAUAAUCCAACUUCGACACGCCGACGGCGACGAGAUAGAGCUAGCGCCAGUCGUACUCCGUCGGCCGCGAUGAGGGCUGAUCAGAGGGUACCUUUGAGAUUGAACAGGACUAUAGCUUCUCCAGGAACAGAUUUACCGGUCGGAAUUCCUCCACCAAUUGUGACGGCAGCCAACGAAUCCCUCGACAGAGUUUCCGCCUCGAUUGACUCUGCGGACGCCGAAGGCUCUCGAACUCCUUCCGAAGCUGGGUCGACAAUCUCAGACACGUUGAUGAAAUACUUUACCUUAGGCUACGGCUCAAGCUGGGGUGGGUCGUUCAGAAAAAGGAUGCAAUCACCCAACUCUUCGGUCAGUCGCGACCCAAGUCCGCAUGUAAAGGACCAAGAUGAGAAUCGAGAGGCAACUCGAUCUACUGAAGCACAAGAACAAAGUGCUGCAUCUCUUGAUACGAGAAUUACUUCUCAGGCGCGACGGGAUCGUCACACUGGCCAUUUUAUGAUUGGCCUGAAAGGGAGCCUUGACGAGGAUAGUCAAGAAGAAGAAAAUAAUGAUGAUGAUGAAGAAAGCCGAAUAUUGCUGCGGUCAUUGCAUGUCGCUUUGCUUGACAAGACGGAGAACAAACCAGGCUCUUCAACUAAGGUUGGCAGCGACUCUGGGGGUCAUUCUUCGACCGAAGGACCACAUUCUAUCGCUGAGAAGGAGGGGGCUUCCCAGCGACAGCGAAUUUUGGAGACGAAGCGUGCUAGGGUCGUAGUCUACGUUCGCCAACCGUUCAUCUUCACUUUUAUUUUCGAUGCCCAAGCAGGGUCGUUAGCAAUGGCGUCGUUUUAUCGUCUGCUACAUCGCUCGCUUGGACCACUUUAUCGAUCCCUAUUAUCUUCGACUUCACCUGACAAGGUACUGGAGCGCGUGGACAAAGCACUAAUACCAAAAAGCACAACCUCAACGACAAACAAGGAACCCAUCUAUGACCUCGUCUACGAUCCGCCCAACAUGACCGUGCAUACUUCCAUACCAAAUAUACCCGAACUUGCCAGUGUUUUUGAGCCAACUCUAACCGGAGGAAGUCUACCUUGGACGAGAAUCGAAGCACUGAAUGUUCAUACUCAGAUUCUCAAUACAUUUAGCUCGACUCGGCGGAAUACAUCUGAAGUUGAGCGAACGUGCAAGACCAGCCGUGGCUGGUGGGUUGUUUGGAUGCGACUGCCGCACCCCAGAACUGUGCCGUUUGAUAUGAAGAACAAUUCCCCCAUGAGCGAUUACCGAGAAGCCUACCUAGUCCGGAAAGCUAGCGACUAUGUUGCACCUGCGAGCAGAUCAAGCGGCCGAUUUGCACGCGAUAGCGGCAUAGCGGCGGGCAGAGGAGGUUGGGGCCCAGGUAAACUUGCCGAGGGCAUAGGCAUUGAUACGCGGAAAUAUAUUGAGGCCCUAUUGAGCUUGAACAGAUGA